Blumeria graminis f. sp. triticale is the source of this 222-nucleotide messenger RNA. NCBI's taxonomy places the organism in Eukaryota, Fungi, Ascomycota, Leotiomycetes, Helotiales, Erysiphaceae. The record is from the annotation of a GenBank genome assembly.
AUGUUGGGAAUCCCGAUUUUUUGGGGAACCAUGCCGCUUCACAAACAGUUAGCCCUACAUCCUGUCGUCCCGAGCAUGACCAUCUCUUCCUCCCCACUCCACCCAAGAGAUCUUCCUUCGACUAUCAGCUGGGGCCAGUUCGACUGGACUUUUUGCAUGCGACUACGUUUUCCCCCCUCGAAUUCUCGUGUCAACUCUUUGAAGGGCAUGUUGCCUCGAUAA